UUUUUUAUUUUAUAUUUCAGCUUUUGGCGUAUACUUCUCAAUGACGAAUAUCAAAGUUAACUUCCCAAGAGCAAUCAAGAAGUUCAUGUUCCAACCCUACGACCACCCCUUUAUUAAUCUUAGUGCAAUCAAAUCAGGAAUGAAGCAGGAAUCUAAUCUAAUGUACAGCAUCAAUGGAUCGGGGGAAUACUUCCAGAUCAAUUCAAAAACCGGUGAAAUAUUCUUUACUCCGAAGUUUUUUUCACAAAUUGAAAAAAUUGGAACUAUCCCGAUUUCUGCACACGUCGAUGAUACGACGAAGUCGAUUGGAGAUAAGACCAUCGUUCAAGUUAGCUUGUCUCCUUUGGAGAAUUUAGAUUGUGAUGAAUUCGCGGACGAUAUUUGUUUUUGGUCAGACGUAAUUUACAAGGUGGAGAGGACAAACAUCGCGACCUCUGUUGGACCCUUGUCAUCUCCGCGUUUGUUGGAGAUGUGCCCCUUUAAAAUUAAUUAUAGCAUGGAGGCAGAUUCCUUGAUACAUCUGGUUCCGCCCGAUCAACAUCACAAAUUCUGGUCGAUUGCUACUAGUGCAAAAAUAAAAAGUUCAAGUAGAAGUAACAUAUCUGUUCGGUUGACUUGCAAUGUUGAGACAGUAAGUGGAAAUGAGAAAGGGCAUGUAAGAAAAAUAGACAGAAAUGUUAAGAUUAUAGUGUUUGAUAUGGAUAUGCAUCUUCCUGUGCCGCAAUCUGAAGAAAUUACCAUUGAGUUGAAAGAUAGAAACUUCAAAAAGGGCGAUAUAAUACAUCACCCCCACUUAAUAUUCAUAGAUGACGAUUCUGAAAAAGCAAAUCAUUAUAGAGCUACUAUAGAUGAUGGAAAUGAUAAAAGUUUUCUCAAAGCUAAUUGUUCCAAAAAAGAGUUUUCGAGAAAUAAUAAGAACCAAACAGCCGUUCAUUGCAAAUUAGAGUUUAAAGAAGACUGGGUAUUUAAGACGUCAUUAUAUUCAUUUAUACUUAAAUUGAAUGAUACUUCACUUAUUAAAAAAAAUGUCCCAUCAACGGUCGAACUCCCUAUUCAUUUGUCCUUCAAGGACACGCCGGAAUCCUUAACGCUGUUAAAAUUGUAUCCAAGUACACCUAAAAUAUUCAGGUCUGCAGGUCCAUUAGCAAGAGUAACCCAACCGAAUCUCAUUGACAAAAAUUAUAAUAAUUUUAAAUUGAUAGAAACAUCAAAAUUCAAAGGAAUUUUCAAUAUUACGAAAACUCAGGGUAUUAUCUUCGUUCACGAUUAUCUGAAAUUAAAACAUAUCACCACUCAAUUUUUGAGCCUAAACAUUUCUUGGACGAAAGGUAACAAACCUGAAUUCGAUGAGAUUCAAGUAAGAAUUGUCAUAGAACCGAAUCAGACAUGUACGAAUUUUGAACGAGAAGACGAUUGGACAAUUUGUUCAGAAUACGAAACAAUUGACGACUGUUUAAGCAGUAGUUCAUGUGGUAUUGGAACUGGAGGAUCUACUAGUGUCGAAAUGAGGAAAGGUCCAGAAAGAUGCAUGUGGAGAGGGGACGAAAUAACCACAACUACUACUCAUUUAUAUUCAACUUGUACUUCAGACAGAAAAACUUGUCCAGACAACAAGUGUGAUUCUUUGGAAGAGUUGCAUCCAGCUUUAUGCCCACAAGAUUGUACUACUAUAGUAAAUUGGCCCUUAAAGCUUGCAAAAUCUGGGUCUGGAGUAGAUGAAGCUAGUGGGACCGUUGUGUGUACUAAACUAGGAUGUACGGUAAUCAAAUCAAGAAGAUCUGAUGCAAAAAAGAAGAAAGAAGAUAAAUUAAAGAAACAUUUAAAACUUGCUGAUCGAGUUGUAAAUGAGAGUUUAGUGCAAAAUGAAAACGUCACCAUAGGUGCAUUUGUAAAAGCAAAAUGUGACUUUGCCUGCAUGGUUGGCGUUGGAGCAGGUACUUUGGUUCUCAUUGGUUCCGUUGUUUUCAUCAUUGUCUGCUGGGGCUUGAGAAAAAAUAAAAAAUCUGUAAGGAAUUUACUGGAAAAGGAUAAUCAAGAAUUAACAGCACCUUUGUCUCUAUCUAAUAAUAGAAACGGAUUAGGGGAACCGUUGUCGUUCAAUUUUCAACAGAGCGCUGAUACAACUUUUAUCAAUAUCAUCAAUAAAUAUGCACCUGAUCCUAAGUGGGAAUUUCCUAGAUCACAGCUUGUCAUCGAGCAGACUCUCGGUGAGGGAGAAUUUGGAAAAGUCCUGAGGGCUAAAGCACAGAAUAUUGCAGGAAAAGCAGGUUUAACAACUGUAGCAGUAAAAACACUUAAAGACGAUGCUAGAGAAUCUGAACUGAAUGAUCUUCUGUCGGAAUAUCAAUUGCUCAAAGAAGUAUCGCAUCCGAAUGUCAUCCGGUUGCUAGGAGUUUGUACUGCUCCAGGAGGACCUGUAUAUCUUAUCAUUGAAUACGCUGAAUUUGGUUCCCUAAGAAACUACCUCAGAAGAACGAGACACCUCCAGCAGAAUUCUAACCUCAACAUGGUGCAAAAGGAAGAAUAUGCUUGUCAUUACGAUGAACCAAAAGUUAGUGAUGUCACUCCGAAGGAUCUUCUAUCGUUUGCUUGGCAGAUUUGCAAUGGAAUGGGCUACCUUAGUGAUAUGAAGUUGGUUCAUAGAGAUUUAGCAGCUAGAAAUGUUCUUCUAUCUGAAGAAAAAGUUUGUAAAGUUUCCGAUUUUGGUUUAACACGAGAUGUAUACGAAGAUAACGCCUAUCUAAAACGAAGCAAAGGAAGAGUUCCUGUGAAGUGGAUGGCACCAGAAUCCCUAGCUGAUCACAUUUAUACCACAAAAUCUGACGUCUGGAGUUUCGGUAUUCUGAUAUGGGAAUUAGUCACAUUGGGGGCUACGCCUUAUCCAGGAAUAGCUGUCCAGAAUUUAUUCCAUCUUCUUCGUCAAGGAUACAGGAUGGAGAGACCUGACAAUUGUUCACCAGGGCUGUACAAAAUAAUGAGGAGUUGUUGGCACAUAGAUCCCGAGCAACGACCAUCUUUCUUAGAACUAAGUAAAUGGUUUGCUAAACUACUUGAAGAUAAAAUGGAGUAUAUUAAUUUGUCGAGUAAUGCUAUUUACAACAAAGGCUAUUUUGUGUCUCCAUUUGAAGAGGAAGAAGAAGAAAACGACCUUGAUGCUUCAGAAUCAUCAGAUAUCAGUCCUUUGAAUUACUUAUCAAGAACAACUUCCUACGAAAAAUGCGAUGCAAGAGAAAAAGAAAUAAACGAAGAAUUAGAAAAAAUCACCGAUAACUCAAACAAACAAGGCUACGAAACACCUGUUAAAGUCCCAAGAAGAGUGAAGACUCCAAGCAAUGAAGAUCCUCAAGAAUAUACGGAUAUGGGUGGUAAAUGA
Molecule: messenger RNA, 3373 nt
Organism: Psylliodes chrysocephalus
Lineage: Eukaryota; Metazoa; Arthropoda; Insecta; Coleoptera; Chrysomelidae
Source: the annotation of a GenBank genome assembly